UUGCUUCCUGCAGUGUCCUGUCGCAGGACAGUGCUGGGGAGCGUGAACACUCCAGGCCGGGAUUCUCACUCUGCCAUUUUGAAGAGAACCGACCGGCCGACGUCAGCGUCCAUCAAACUUCAGUGAUGACCUCGAAGAGUGAACUACCUUUGUGAAUGUAUAAGAAUUCCUCAGUGUAGGACAGUUGUCAAAGCAAAGCAGGACCAGUUGUUUUGAAGUGCUAUCAGCCAUGUGUUCGACCAAUCACUCAAACUGGGUUACAUUUGAAGACGAUAACACACCACUCUCCUCUCCACAGAAGCCCCUACAGUCACCAGGAUGCAUCAAAGCGGCACUACCACGUCCCAAUGGUCUCAAAUUAGUUCUUCCACCUAUAAGAGACACUUCCUGGAGCUUCAACAGCUCUCUGGAAUCUCCUCAAAGCCAGUCAAGUUUCAGUGGAGGUUCCUGUGUUCCCUGUAACACGCCCCUUCGCACCCCCAUGAGUGGCGUUCCAAGCGUCACGUCUCGCUCCAACUCAAGGGAGACGAGCAACCUCUUCCAGAGCUUUAGCAGCACAUCUCUUUCUUCUGUUCUCUCUUCUGCACCAGAAGCCCUGAAUCUAAGCUCAGAUGGACCAAACGCCUUCCCUAAUUUCCAGGGGAACUCUGGACACUUUAACCCUUUCUGGGACAACUCUGGACACAGCAUUGAUGUGGACAGCUCCUCUUCAGACUCUGAAUCUGACAACAGUCUACCACGUUUCUUUAUACGGGCCAAAGAUGGCAGUGAGCCUCCACGUGAUCAUCUCCAGAACGCUUUGUCUUUCGUUUGCAACAAAAUCGAAGGCCUCCGAGCAGAAUCGGACAACAGUGGAGAGACAGAAAGACACGAGAGAAAGGAGAGGCGCCUCAGUUCAAAAUGUGAGGUGAUAACUGAGGGUCCCUCUCAGUUUGUCCCCCGGGGGUUAUUUCGUAGCCACAGGAGAGAUGGUUGGCCUGUGAUGCUCAGGAUUCCUGAAAAAAAGAACCGCAUGUCCUCAAGACAAUGGGGACCGAUCUACCUCCGCUUGUUACCGGGGGGGGUGCUGCAGAUGUACUAUGAGAAAGGGCUUGAGAAGCCCUUCAAGGAGUUCCAACUAUUGCCUCAGUGUCGGCUCUCUGACCUCAAGAUAGAAAGUUACAGUGAGCCCCGCAAAGUCCUCACAGUCAAAGUUGAACAUUUCACUUACAUUGAAAAGAAACGCUACCACCCCAAGCUGGAGGUGAAUCAUGAAGCAGAAGUUGAACAACUGCUCAAGUUUGGCUCAACUGUACACAAAGACAUGGAAGACCUAGUAGUCUCCAUGGAGGAGGAGAUCUUUAAGCUGUCCAUGCUCCACCAGCCCAGGCGGAAUUAUGAGGAGCAGGAGCUGUCGCUGCAGAUCACUGACCACAUAUGGGUCCAACAAGAUAAGUUUGGAGGAGUCAUGGAGCGGACUGCCUUCACGCAGAUUCACUGUCUGGCUUUCCUGAAUGGAGUCGGCGAUUGCUUUCUCGCCCUAAAUGACCUCGGCCUGUUGCGCUCAAAUGCGAGCUAUGGAUCUGAAGAUGGCAGUGAGCUCUGGCUGGAGAUCACAGACUGCCACUUUCACAAGUGCGUGAAUGAAACAGAAUUUCGGACCUCCAGACUGUUAAAGUUCUGCCCCCCUGAUGCAUGUAGGGUGGAGUUGAUGCGGUACAAGACGAUGUUUUUGGGUUGCACAGAAAUACCUUUCUCUAUAAAAGCUGUGGUCUCAGUUCAAGGUGCCUAUGUGGAGCUACAGGCCUUUCUUAAUAUGUCAGCAACAUUCCUCUCCACUAUGGGGCUGACAGACAUGUAUCCACUGUGUGAGAAUGUAGAAGUGCGAGUGCCGGUACCGGGUGAAUGGGUUAAAGUAACACAAACAGCGGCCUUGCUGCGCCAGAGGUCACUAAAGGCCCGUAUGAACAGAAAUGCCUGCUUGGGUUCCUUCAGCACUGCACAGUCACAGCCUGUCAUGCAGGUGUCAGUCGGGAGCAUCAAAUAUGAGAACGUCUAUUCUGCUGUUGUGUGGAAGAUUGACAGACUCCCCGCAAAGAACACAGCAGUCGACCAUCCUCAUUCAUUCUCCUGCAAACUAGAGCUGGGAUCUGAUCAGGAAAUCCCAAGCGACUGGUAUCCUUUCAUCACAAUGGAAUGUGAGAUUAUGGGCGCCGUCGUGUCACAGACUACAGUCAAGUCACUGGGCACGGUCAAUGACAUCCAGCCGCUGAAACACGUGACCAGCUGGACACGCUAUCAUUGUCAGGUGGAAGUGGAGAAGAAAUUGAUUGAAACAGAGUCAAAGAAGGAGUCCGGCUGUAUGACACAUUGAUGAACAAAGAAACUCCUUUAAAAAAAUAAAAUAAUAAAAUUUAAAAUAGCUUACAUGGUUGACAAGGGACUGCGUAAUAUUUGGUGUCAUUUUCAUCUAAUUUGACAUUGCUUGGUAUAAUUGCUAUUGAAGGUUUAGUCCUUUAACUAAGACUGUAUGCAUAAACAUCAUAACACUUGCACUUUACAUGUAAUUGUUAAAAGUAAAAUAACAAAUGCAUGAAAACUGUAUGUAUGCUUGCAUUUGUGUCAUCUGGACUGCCCCCCAGAUUCAUUUUCAGUCUAAAUAAAUGGCUGGACUGAGAUUAUUAUUAAUGAGCGGUUUUCGCUGUUUGGGAUAAGUAGAUUUACAUCAGGUUUGCAAUUACGCCCUAUGUUACACGAGUGAAUUAUGGUUCAUGUUAAUAAUCGUAUUUAAAGAUUUGACUCCUGCUCUAAGCAUCUCAUUCAUUCCACGUUGUUCAACUGACAAGUCAAUUAACUGCACUAGAAUAUGGCAAAUGCUUGACAUCAUCCAAAAGAAUCAAAAUCUAAAUGUGAACCCCAUGUGGAAGAGUGAUGUAAACACAAUAACACAACCAACUGCUUCAUUUUGUCUCUAAUUUGGGCUAAUUUGAUUGAACUGAACUGCAUUUUAGUAAUAAUGACAACCAACAAGCUGUUGGACAUUUUGUGCAUUGAGCUUAAAAGCUGCCAAAUGAGUGAAAGUGUAACAAGGCAAUUGGCAAAUAAUGUUUUUAAUUAUGCAUCACAGUAUAUUUUUCUGUAUAAACUGCUGCUGCUGCAAAACCCCAAGAAUUUCACUCAUGAUCUUAAAUUGUACAUAACUAUUUGACUUAGUUAUUUUUUUAUGCAUCUCAUCUGAUUUGCUGCUUACCUUUAGUUGGGCUUUAAGUCUUUAUCAAGGUUCAAUUUUGGAGGAAUGUGUUUUCAUUGAAUCGAAUGUUGUGCUUAUUAUGUGACAGUUCAGCCUGGUCACAGUGAACUCAAAGGCCUUCAAUUAAGACUGAUAUACUGUAUGUGGUUCUGAAAUCCUGUCCUACCAAAGCAAAAUGAGAAAUAAAUAUGUAUGACUUGUGAA
Messenger RNA from Phyllopteryx taeniolatus (common seadragon), 3433 nucleotides. RefSeq names its product stonin-1. Lineage: Eukaryota; Metazoa; Chordata; Actinopteri; Syngnathiformes; Syngnathidae. The transcript is spliced from 4 exons. Gene Ontology annotation, cellular component: AP-2 adaptor complex; synaptic vesicle. Bases 230 to 2353 code for a protein of 707 amino acids. The record is from RefSeq and is a predicted model, not a curated record. Gene Ontology annotation, biological process: clathrin-dependent endocytosis; regulation of endocytosis; synaptic vesicle endocytosis. Gene Ontology annotation, molecular function: clathrin-cargo adaptor activity.